AUUAUUAAGCUCAUUUGUGCUAGUAACUAAGUACUUUGUAAAACGGGUCAUACUGUUAUCAAUAGAUAUUUACACUUACCUACCUCCUAUUAUAGAAUGAACUUUUGAUCUUUCUUUUGCCUCGUUUUGCCGAACGGGCUGCUCUUAUCACUUAUCAGUCAAUAACUGUGUUUCAAAGGGUAUCAACGGCUCCGAGAAACGUGAAGUCCACAAAAAACCAUGAAGCUGUAUUUGGCUUUAAUAUUACACACGGUGAUUUCAGCGGAAUGUUUUUUUCACAAGUAUCCGAAAGUAAAUCUCGGUGAGCCGGACGGUGGAGACCCGGGGGAGCCGCUGUUCCUGACGCCGUACGUGGAGGGCGGGAACAUCACGGAGGGCCGGAGACUAGCCCGAGUGCCGUUCACGGAGAGCCUUCGCAUCAAGAGCUACGCGGGCUUCUUCACGGUAAACAAAAACUACGAUUCCAACCAGUUUUUCUGGUACUUCCCUGCACAGAUACCGAACAACAAGGACGCGCCGGUGGUCGUGUGGCUGCAGGGCGGGCCGGGCGCCACCUCGCUGUACGGCCUCUUCACCGAGAACGGCCCCAUUCGCGUCAGGCGCGGCAGAUUCGAGAGGCGCAAGUACAACUGGGCGCUCAGCCAUCACAUCAUCUACAUCGACAAUCCCGUGGGUACGGGCUUUAGCUUCACGAAAGAUCCCAAAGGCUACUGCACGGACGAGGUUCAGGUGGGCGAGCAACUCUACUCCACCCUCGUGCAGUUUUUCCAGUUGUUUCCGGAGCUGCAAAAGAAUAGUUUCUUUAUCACGGGCGAAUCUUAUGCUGGCAAGUACGUCCCUGCCUUGGCUUACACAAUUCACAAGAAGAACCCCACGGCAGCAUUCAAGAUCAAUCUGAAGGCAAUAGCUAUAGGUAACGGCUUAAGUGAUCCCGAACACCAGCUGGUGUACAGCAAAUACUUGUACCAGAUUGGACUCUUGGACUGGAAUCAAGCGAAGAUAUUCUCCGAUACCGAGAGCAAAGCUGUUGAUUUGAUCAAAAACAAAAAGUGGGACCAGGCCUUUGAUGCCUUUGACGCCUUGCUCAACGGAGAUCUCGUGGAAGGGAAGAGCUUGUUCUACAACAUGACAGGCUUCAGCUUCUAUUUCAACUAUCUGCACUCCAAGGGAAGCAGCCUGGAUGAUGACUUCGGACCCAUGAUUCAGAAGUCUGAAGUCAGAAAAUCCAUUCAUGUGGGUAAUCUGACCUUCCAUCAGGACCAGGAGGUGGAGAAGCAUCUGAAGGCUGAUGUGAUGCAGUCGGUCGCUCCAUGGAUAUCCGAGCUGCUGGACCACUACUAUGUCCUCAUAUACAAUGGUCAGCUGGACAUAAUCGUCGCUUACCCGCUCACUAUUAAUUACCUGAGGAAUCUUAAUUUCACAGGCAGCGAAGAUUACAAAACAGCCAAGAGGUACCAGUGGAAAGUGGACGGGGAGCUAGCGGGAUAUGUCAAACAAGCAGGCAAGUUGGUGGAGAUAAUGGUUCGUAACGCAGGCCACAUGGUGCCCGGAGAUCAGCCAAAGUGGGCUCUAGAUAUGAUAACUAGAUUAACACAUGAGAAAAUAUUUUACCACAACAAAGGCCACCCUACUCAUUAAUUCAUUCUUAUUUUGAUUUAUAACUUUGUUAAAGCUUUUAGUUUGUAAUUCAAAGUUCCUGUGCUUCUUGUAUUGAUGUCAAUAAAUAAAUCCAUAAAAUAUU
Messenger RNA from Aricia agestis (brown argus), 1741 nucleotides. RefSeq names its product venom serine carboxypeptidase. Lineage: Eukaryota; Metazoa; Arthropoda; Insecta; Lepidoptera; Lycaenidae. The coding region runs from base 220 to 1638 and encodes 472 amino acids. Gene Ontology annotation, molecular function: serine-type carboxypeptidase activity. The transcript has a single exon. Gene Ontology annotation, biological process: proteolysis. The record is from RefSeq and is a predicted model, not a curated record.